AUGUCACAAUCGCCAAAAAGUCACCGUAAAUAUACCGCUAAAGAGUUAGAAAUAGAAGAACAUUACGAAUGGCUUCACGAAACUCAUGCCAAUAUGGUAAAAGUUGUUCAGAUGUGGGAGCCCUUAGUAUACAGAGAUACAGAUACUUUAGUUUGUAGUAUAAUCACUCCGUCCAGUAAAUAUUUCCGCCCCAUGAUCGACUGUACUCAUUGGUUUGCGGCGAAGGAUAUUCAACUCAAGGCGGAUGGCGAGGCGGCUGACUUAGGUAUUCCUCAAUGCGAAGUGCCCAACAUCAUGGAAAUUUGGGCUCAAAGAAGGGCGGAAUUGGCCAGAGGCAAAUAUAUAGAUCCCGUUGCCAAACCAUGGAAUGCCUCUCCUUCACCUUGUGCCACUCCAGUCAGAGCUACCGCGGAAACUGGUGAUGAGGCCACUGGAACCCCACAACCUGAUGCCACGGGUUCCCAGAAGGCCCAAAUAAAUAUCGACUAGUCGUUGGAUCCGCUUUCCAGGCCUAUCAGUUCC
Puccinia graminis f. sp. tritici CRL 75-36-700-3 is the source of this 522-nucleotide messenger RNA. RefSeq lists its product as uncharacterized. The record is from RefSeq and is a predicted model, not a curated record. Lineage: Eukaryota; Fungi; Basidiomycota; Pucciniomycetes; Pucciniales; Pucciniaceae. The coding region runs from base 1 to 489 and encodes 162 amino acids. The transcript has 3 exons.